AUGAAAUCGAACGUUCAGUUUUGUUGGUAUGAGAUAUUCUGGCAAUAUAACAAGACAAGAAAGUUUGAUUCGAGAGAAAGUUACAAGACUUUAGAGAAUAUAGAUGAUGAUCGCACAUACAAGCGUCACAGGUCACAGUCUCCGAACAUUGAGAAUGAUAAAAAGGAAAAUGACACAGAAGCGAUUAAUAACGAACAAAAUUUAGAUGAAAAACGAGUUGAGGAAGAAUUUGUGAAACGGUAUAAUUUGAGAGAACGACAAGAGAUCAACUAUGCCGAAAUUUCAUGCUCAGAUAUAGAUCCAUAUCAUGUCAAUCAUAACGGAAGCAACAUAUAA
Molecule: messenger RNA, 336 nt
Organism: Acaulospora colombiana
Lineage: Eukaryota; Fungi; Glomeromycota; Glomeromycetes; Diversisporales; Acaulosporaceae
Source: the annotation of a GenBank genome assembly